AUGGUCUCCCAGCCAGCUUCGCAGAAGAAGCAACAAUCCAUCUCCUCCUUCUUCUCUGCCAAACCAUCUCCAACACCAAAGGCAGUCGCUCAUCCAACUCUUCAUGAACGCAAUGCCUCGCUCGGAGAUGGAGACCUCUUCCUCAGCGAACAUGGCAGUCCAGACGGAGAUCGGGUAGCUUCUACCACUCCGAAGCGAGCAUUAGACGACGUAGACGACGUGCAAGCUCCCGAAGCAAAGCGAGUGAAAGCUUCCAAGCCAUCCGAUGAUCCCGAUGCAUCCCUAAUUACAAAUGGAGAGGCGAGUGCCGGAGUGGUGGGCAACAGACCUUCACUAGCUCAGGUCUCGGCAAAUAAUGCAGGCGGCGGCAAGAAGGCAAAAAUCACGGAUAGAACUUCGCGAUACCUGUUCUCCAGCUCACCCCUUCGAACUCCGCACGACGAGAACGAGAAUGUCGACGAUGAUGCGGCUUCUCUCAAAGCUAAGGCUCGACUGCAUGAGAAGUUUGUCAAAAAACUGGGAGCGGCAGAUAGUCUCGCAAGUAUCCGACGGCGUAGUCAUGGCAUUACGGAAGAGGGGCAAGAGGAGGACGGAGAUGUGGCGGACGAGGAUGAAGAUCAAGAAGCAGAGCCAGCUCCUGCAGCUACAAAAGGCAAGAAAGGCGCGGCGAAGAGGGCCAAAGGAAAGCUCACGCCGUUGGAGGAACAAGUGAUUGCAAUCAAGAAAAAGCAUCCAGACACUUUGCUGGUGGUGGAGGUCGGGUACAAGUUCCGCUUUUUCGGCGAGGAUGCAAGGCACGCGGCGCGCGAACUGAACAUUGUCUGUAUCUCGGGCAAGUUUAGGUUCGACGAGCACCCGUCGGAAGCUCAUCUCGACCGCUUCGCUUCCGCCAGCAUCCCGACUCAUCGCCUGCACGUACAUGUCAAGCGACUCGUUUCGGCCGGUCACAAAGUGGGAGUCGUCAGACAGCUCGAGACGGCAGCCUUGAAGGCUGCGGGUGACAACCGAAACAAAACCUUCGAGCGUGGCCUCACCAACCUCUACACCAAAGGCACCUAUAUCGACGACCAGGAGGGGCUUGAUGGACCGGUGCUUUCUCCCGACGGAGGCGCUCCCGCGACCGGACACUUGCUGUGCAUUACCGAAACUCCCCCGCGUGGUUGGGGCUCGGAUGAAAAUGUGCAGAUUGGCUUCGUCGCUGUGCAGCCCGCUACCGGCGAUAUCAUCUACGACGACUUCGAAGACGGCUGGAUGCGAAGUGAGCUUGAAACCCGUCUGCUGCACAUUGCGCCCUGCGAAUUCCUCAUCGUGGGAGACGUUUCAAAGGCGACGGAGAAGCUCAUCCGUCAUCUUUCGUCGAGCAAGACGAACGUGUUUGGAGACAAAGCCCGGGUGGAGCGCGUAGACAAGCCGAAGACGAUGGCUGCACAAGCCUACACCCACAUCACCAGCUUCUACGCAGACAAGAUGCGGCCUGACGAACCUCAGUCCUCACAGGUUGAGUCUUCCCAGGAGACGGGCACACUGCUUGACAAAGUCCACAAGCUCUCGGAGAACGCCACCAUCUGUCUUUCCGCAAUGAUUACCCAUUUGACCGACUACGGCCUGCAGCACGUGUUUGACCUGACGAAGUACUUCCAGUCGUUCAGUGCACGAUCACACAUGCUGCUGAAUGGCAAUACUCUCACCAGUCUGGAGAUCUAUCGCAACCAAACCGACUACACGGAACGCGGCAGUCUCUUCUGGACUCUCGACCGAACACAGACACGGUUCGGGCAGAGGCUGCUUCGCAAAUGGGUUGGCCGGCCGCUCCUCGAUCGAGAGCGGCUGGACGAACGCAUAUCGGCGGUCGAGGAGUUGAAGGAGAAAUUACAAAGCAUGGGCGUCGAUCGGAUCAAGCACCUGCUACGCAAGACCAAAGCCGAUCUGGAAAAGUCUCUCAUCCGUAUCUACUACCGUCGGUGCACGCGCCCGGAGCUGCUGGGCGUGUUGCAGACGUUGCAGAUGAUUGCCCAGGAGUUUGCGCACGUUGAGAGCCUUGCGGAUGCCGGGUUCACCUCUGAGAUGAUAAGCAGUGCCAUUCUGUCAUUGCCCAAAAUCUCAGAUGAAGUGGUGCAGCUUCUGGACCGGAUCAAUGCACAAGCAGCCAAGACGGAUGACAAGUAUAGCUUUUUCCGCGACGAGCACGAGACGGACGACAUUACGAAUCAUAAAGUCGGCAUCGCUGCUGUGGAGCAUGACUUGAACGAGUACAAGAAAGAAGCGGCGGAGAAGCUGAAGAGGAAGACAGUGGAGUAUGUCACUGUAGCCGGGAUUGAGUACCUCAUCGAGCUGGACAACACGCAACUUAAGAAUGUCCCGGCGUCGUGGGUGAAGAUAUCCGGCACGAAGAAGGUGUCGCGCUACCACACGCCCGAAGUGGUGAAGUUGAUUCGCGAGCGCGACCAGCACAAAGAAGCCCUGGCGAACGCCUGCGAUGUCGCCUUCAUGAGCUUGCUGACGGAGAUUGGCUCGAAAUACCAAGCUUUUCGCGACUGUGUGCAGUCCCUGGCCCUUCUCGACUGUCUGCUGUCCCUCGCCGAGGUGGCGUCGCAGCCUGGGUAUUGCAAGCCCGAGCUGAGCGACGAGAUUGGCAUCAGCAUCAAAGGCGGUCGCCAUCCCAUGGUCGAACAACUCCUGCUGGACGCUUUCGUGCCGAACGACGUCGAGCUUUCCGGGAGCGGUGUUCGUGCUCUGCUCUGCACCGGGCCGAACAUGAAUGGCAAGUCGACGUACGUGCGGUCGGUGGCCUUGAUAACAAUCAUGGCGCAAAUUGGAUCGUACGUGCCGGCCGAUUCUGCUCGUUUGGGGUUGCUUGAUGCUGUGUUCACGCGCAUGGGCGCAUUUGACAACAUGAUGAAGGGGGAGAGCACGUUCAUGGUGGAAUUGUCGGAGACGAGCGAUAUCAUCAAGCAAGCGUCGCCGCGCAGUCUGAUUCUGUUAGACGAGUUGGGGCGAGGCACGAGCACGCACGAUGGUGUCGCCAUCGCAGAAGCGGUGCUGGACCACAUCAUCACCAAUCUCCACAGCCAAACCAUGUUCAUCACGCACUACCAAAGCCUGGCUCGCAUGGCCGACCGAUUCCCCAACGUGCUCAAGAACGUGCACAUGCGCUUUUCGGAGCAAGACGACGCCGAAAGAGGGGAGCAGAACAUCACCUUCCUGUACGAAGUGGGCGAGGGCGUGGCGCAUCGCAGUUACGGGUUGAAUGUGGCGAGGCUGGCGGGCUUGCCGAAGACGUUGCUGGAGGAGGCGCGGCGCCGCAGCAAAGGGAUGGAGGAGGAGGAAGGGCGGAAGCGUCUGACGUACCUGGCCGGCGUGGCCGAGACGCUGAUGCAGGAUGGUGAGGCGGAGUGUCUGCAGCACUUUGUCGCCGGUCUAGAACAGAUGUGA
This is a messenger RNA of Neohortaea acidophila, 3432 nucleotides long. Its product is annotated as muts domain V-domain-containing protein. Bases 1 to 3432 code for a protein of 1143 amino acids. The transcript has 2 exons. Gene Ontology annotation, biological process: mismatch repair; mitotic recombination. Gene Ontology annotation, molecular function: mismatched DNA binding; ATP binding; ATP-dependent DNA damage sensor activity. NCBI's taxonomy places the organism in Eukaryota, Fungi, Ascomycota, Dothideomycetes, Mycosphaerellales, Teratosphaeriaceae. The record is from RefSeq and is a predicted model, not a curated record. Gene Ontology annotation, cellular component: nucleus.